GGCAAAAGGGCGGCGACGGGGCAUGAACCGGUACAAGAUCACGAAGCAGCUCGGCGACGGGACGUACGGCUCGGUGCUCAAGGCCGUGAACCGGACGUCGGGCGAAGUCGUGGCGGUCAAGAAGAUGAAGAAGAAAUUCUACACGUGGGAAGAGUGCAUGGCACUGCGGGAGGUCAAGUCGCUCAAGAAGCUCAACCACCCCAACAUCAUCAAGCUCAAGGAAGUGAUCCGCGAGAACGACGAGCUCUUCUUCGUGUUUGAGUUUAUGGAAAACAACUUGUACGAGACGAUGAAGAAGCGCGACCGCCAUUCCCCGAGUCCAAGAUCCGCAACCUCAUGUACCAGAUGCUCCAAGGCCUAGCGUUCAUGCACAAGCACAGCUUCUUCCAUCGGGACAUCAAGCCUGAAAACAUGCUCGUCAAGGGCGACGUCGUCAAGGUCGCCGACUUUGGCCUUGCGCGCGAGAUCCGAUCACGGCCGCCGUUCACAGACUACGUCUCGACGCGGUGGUACCGUGCGCCCGAGGUGCUACUGCGCUCGACGACGUACAACUCGCCAAUCGACGCCUGGGCCAUGGGCUGCAUCAUGGCCGAGAUGUUUACGUUGCGACCACUCUUCCCCGGCUCGAGCGAAGGCGACCAAAUUUACAAGAUCUGCUCCGUGCUCGGGAACCCGACGCACGCGAGCUGGCCCGAGGGCAUGAAGCUCGCCGCACAAAUGAACUACCGCUUCCCGCAGUUCGUCUCAACGUCGCUCGCGUCGAUCAUUCCGCACGCCAGUCCGGAAGCCAUCCAGCUCAUGCAAGACUUUCUCAAGUACGACCCGAACCAACGACCAACGUCGAGCCAAGCGCUGCAAUAUCCGUUCUUCCAAGUGAACGCCAACAUCCCGCCGACGAUCCCCACCCCCAACGCUCCACAACAGACCACGUCGCUGGCGGGUACGUUCACGCCCGUGGACAAGUCGCCCUCGACCACCCCUGGCGGGGCCCAAAAGACGCCGUCCUCCACGACCUACGGCCCGUACCCGCCGCCCACCUUUCAGCCGGCCCAACCCAGUGAAAACUACCCGGCCAACGCCAAUUAUCGCUCGAGCAAUAGCGUCAACUCGGCGUCGGGCAAGGCCGCACCGCGUAAUACGAUCGCGGCCGCGGGCAACACGAUGUUUGGCAGCUCGUCGCUCGAGCCGCUACCGCCGCCGAGUGGCGGCCCCGACAAUGCGAGCGUGCCCGGCAGUCGGUACACGCGCCAAGCACGGUAUGCGCCCGGCAUGGGUGCUGCGACCGAGAACAACGACGCCAACAACCCCGACUCGCUCUUCUCUGGCGGGAAGCGACCGUUCCAGUCCAGCUACAACCCGACCGCGCCGAUCAAGCCGAUCGCCGCAACAACGACCACUGGCGGGCUGGGGUCCCAGAUGUACAGCCGACACAACUUUUAGCGCUCGCCACGUCGCUGUUUAGC
Molecule: messenger RNA, 1463 nt
Organism: Saprolegnia parasitica CBS 223.65
Lineage: Eukaryota; Oomycota; Saprolegniomycetes; Saprolegniales; Saprolegniaceae
Product: CMGC/RCK/MAK protein kinase
Exons: 4
Coding region: 337-1440 (367 amino acids)
Biological process (GO): protein phosphorylation; intracellular signal transduction
Cellular component (GO): nucleus; cytoplasm
Molecular function (GO): protein serine/threonine kinase activity; ATP binding
Source: RefSeq, a predicted model, not a curated record